AUGGACGAAAUAUUUUACGCAAUAGAGUUCUUCUUUAUCAUACUGGGAUUUUUAUUGUGACGUUUAACAAAUACAUGGAGAUUAGAAAACGGAAAGGUUUUUAUUCUACUUUUUUACUUAAUUUUAUCAAAUUUUAUUUACUAUUUAGUUCAUUCAGAACUAAUAUUCAAAAUCGCUUAUGCCACACCUGAAAACCUCAAUGAUUCCGGUCAUUUUUUUAUCUGUUUAUACGGCCAUAUGCUGUGGCUGCUGCCUCUAUUUUGGGUUUUAGAAGGGAUAGUAAUGGCCUUAAAUGUUUUAGUAAGCUUUUGUAUGUUUAUAUUUAUAGACUACGCAGGGCUUAUAUUGGUAGAAACUAUAGCUGCUUCCUAUUGUGGAGCAUGAUAUGCCGCAUUUGUGAUUUUUUCCCCAACAGCUAUUAUAGAGUUUGCUUUGCUUGAUAAAUCUCCUUAUAUUUUUUUCAAAGAUGGAGACGAUUGUAAUGAUGUCGGCUUUGUUAUUGCUUUGCUAUGUUAUCUUACUCCCCCCCCUCCGUGAGUGAAACAAAAAAAUUUUGUUCACUCACGGGAGGGGGGGUUAAUAAUUUUUUUUUUAAAAAAUUGAUAUAUAAAUUUUCUAAAAAAUAUUUUUUUUCGAAAUUUAAAAAAAUCCUAAUUCGCAAAAAUUGGAAAGCAAAUAUUAAUUUAAUUUAUUAAAUUUAUGUUUUAAAAAGCAAUUCGUUUAAAAUUAAACAGAGUUAGCACUAUAUUUCAUUAUGCUAAUUAUCACUUAUAUAUCAAAAUUUUUUUCCAUAAAAAAUUUUUGUUCACUCACCGAGGGUGGGUUUUUGGGCAAAAAAUAGCGAUUUUUCUAAUGGUUUUGUUCACUCGCGGAGGGGGGGGAGUUAGAAGGUAAUAAUAAAGUGGAUAAAAGUAAUGGCUCUCUAGCUAGAAACCUUCCUCUUCUGAAGAUUUUAGUAUUGUGUCGUUAGGUUUAUCAGGCGCACAUUUAUUAACAGCCUUGAAAGCAGUGCAUCGCAUAGGGUAAAUCAAUUUUCAAAGGAAGCAGAAGAGUUUACGUCUUGAUACACAUGAGGAGGGCGACCUUAGGUAGAAAAUGAGCAGGAGUCAAAUCUAAGGCAAGGCAAAACGACUUAAACUUAAACUUAUUCUAGGUAUGCCUAGUCUAUUGGAAAUUCAUCAUUAAGGAUCCUCGAGGGAAUUAACCCUUUUUGCGACAUCGCUAAGGAGAACUUUUUAAAAUAAGGUGAUUUGCAGGGCCGCCAAAGCUCAAACAGCAUCUUUCUUUUUUAGCCCUGCUAUCAUGAUCAACUGAAUUAGAGUUCUCCUCCUUGACUUUUUGGCUCCAGAGCUGAGUGGAGGACCUUGGGCUUCUGCAGUUUGCUGAUUGGGUGUACAAAGGCUGUCCACAAAAAAAUGGGGAAAUAAAAUUGCCUAUCGGCUGGGCAUUGCAGCCUCAAACGAAUUUUAUUUAUAUCAGCAAGGUUUUAAAAACCCAGAAAUGAAUAUUAGUGCUAGGUAUGCAAUUCUGAAAUGCACAGAGCCUAGCCUUAAUCCACUUUCAGGAUUAGAUUUUUCCUCUAGAAAAGGUGGGCUCAGGAUUUGAAAGGGAAAGUCCAGCAAAGUUUAAAAGCAACGCCUAGGCCAAUUUUACAACUUCCUAGAGCAAAACUGGAGUUACGUCUCAAGCUUUACAUUUUUCCUUUUAGCCAAAGUUUAGCCAGAAAUUCAUUUUUUGGUGAUUUUUGUGCGGACAACCUUCGUUCAACCUAAGUGCAUGCAUAGCCUACCCACUCAACACUGGAGCUGAAAAGGCAAGGAGGAGAUGGAAACACAGAAACCCUGCUUCCCAGGCACCAUGUCGCCAGAUGGUGAAGAAGAGGAAAGACUGUGUUCGAGCCGAUACUCGCCAGGCAGCCAUCUAACUCAAAGAAGUCUCCUUAUCAAGGAGGCAAAAGGGUGAAUCCCCGAGUGAAUCCUUGGUGACUGUGCUACUAAUAGGCAGAAGCCACUAUUUCAUGGCUAUAGCAGUUGCCCGAUGAUGGCGCUCAAUGCGCCAUCAUCGGGCAACACCAAACAAAGGUCCACACGUGGAGCCCUUUUUGGCUCGUGGAAAUGAGGAUUCUCCACGUGCUAAAAAGGGCUUCACACGUGGAAUCCAUUUCCACUCUGAACCCCUGUCUGGUGUUGCCCGAUGAUGGCGCAUUGAGCGCCAUCAUCGGGCAACUACUAUAUUUAUUUUAGUCUAUUUUUUUGACCUAUUUUUUUUUGACAAAAAAUAGGCCAAAAAAGAAUAUUCGUUAUGAAAUAGGCAUCGUGUGAAGUAACCCCCGUCAAAAAGAAAAUAAAAAGCCUGAGGCUCAACUCUCAGUUUCACGUUAGGAAACUGUCCGAGUGGCCAAGGCAAUUCCUGCAGAAGAUGUUGGGCUUUCCUUUCCAACUCUGAGUCAACCUUUUCCUUGAGGUAAAAUCCAAUUCUAAAAAUGACUAAGGCUAAGUUCUGUACAUUUACAAGAAUUGCUCGCCUAGCACAGCUGUUCAUAUUGGGGUGGAAAGCCUUGCUGAUACAAUUGAAUAUGCACUCGAGGCUACAUUCCAGGAGGCAAUGCCUGGGUUGAGAGGCUAAACCCUCCAUAAACGAGUAUAAAAAUUUAGCUCGCCUAAUGGAAUAUAAUAUUUUUAAAAAUUAUAUAUAAACUUUAUUAUAAAAUUAUCUUAAAAUCCCAAUUCGCAAAAAUAAUAAUUUGUAAAAUUUAUUUUUAGAAUGCAAAAUAGAAGCAGAAUUAACUCAAGAUUUAAUUAUAAAAAUUAUCACUAAUAUAUCAAAACAUUUUUAAUCAAAAAAAUUCUUAUUAACCCUCGAAGAAUGAUUUUUACCCAAAAAUAGUUUUUCUAAUUGUUUUGCUCUUUAUGUAGGGAUUAAUUAAGUCAGAACGCUAUUUUAUCUAUGACCUGUGCUUACUUUUUUGUUUCUAGUUUACCAUUUAAUUUUUAACACUUGGUGAGCCUUGGAUGUCUCUAUUGCAUUAGCAAUUUUCGUAUUUAGCUUGAUUUAUCUGGGGUAUUCGAAUCUUUUUGAGCAACUUGGAGGAUUACUAGUUACACUUAUAAAUAUUAAGGGAUUAUUUAUCUUUAUUUAUCUGGGGUAUUCGAAACUUUUUGAGGAACUUGGAAGAUUACUAGGUAUACUUAUAAAUAUUGAGGAAUUAAAAAAGAAUCGUUUUAUUCGACUUGCGCUUCUGGGCUUUUCUAUAUGAGCUAUUUACUCCUUAUUUACUAAAAUCCUCCAUGAAAGAUUAGGGAAAAUAUUUGAACAGACAAGAUAA
Blepharisma stoltei is the source of this 3325-nucleotide messenger RNA. The record is from the annotation of a GenBank genome assembly. Lineage: Eukaryota; Ciliophora; Heterotrichea; Heterotrichida; Blepharismidae.